Mycena indigotica is the source of this 1656-nucleotide messenger RNA. RefSeq names its product MFS domain-containing protein. The coding region runs from base 1 to 1656 and encodes 551 amino acids. The transcript has 10 exons. Lineage: Eukaryota; Fungi; Basidiomycota; Agaricomycetes; Agaricales; Mycenaceae. Gene Ontology annotation, biological process: transmembrane transport. Gene Ontology annotation, molecular function: transmembrane transporter activity. The record is from RefSeq and is a predicted model, not a curated record.
AUGGCCAACAACGAGACCGAGGUUCACUCUGUCCCGACACUCACACAAGAAGAAGAACAUGUGGAGCCCACCGCAAUCGCAUCUAAAGGCAAGAGUCGCGCAUUUUACAUGAGCUUUCUGGCUAUCUGCGUCACCACAUUUCUCUCCGCAUUGGACUUGACCGCAGUCGGGACGGCGCUCCCCACGAUUGCGGAUGCCUUGCACGAUACGCAGGGCGAAUUUACAUGGGUCGGGUCGGCGUACGCGUUGUCAAGUACCGCAUUUAUUCCUUUGAGCGGGAGCCUGGCAGAUGCUUUCGGACGACGACCAAUCACCCUCAUUAGUAUCGCGUUCUUCGCUGUUGGGAGUGCCAUAGCGGGAGCAGCUCAGAAUAUGCAAAUGCUGAUUGCGGCGCGCGCUGUCCAGGGCGUCGGCGGCGGUGGAAUUCUCGCACUCUCAGAAAUCCUCGUCGCAGAUCUGGUUCCCCUUGCGGAGCGAGGAAUUUAUCAAGGGAUGGUCGGCCUUGUUUGGUCGUUUGCUUCAAGUAUCGGCCCUCCGAUUGGGGGUGCUCUAGCCAGCGUUGACCACAAAGCAUGGCGGUGGCUCUUCUAUCUCAAUCUUCCCGUGUCCGGCUUUGCUUUCAUCCUCGUUGUCGUCUAUCUCAAUGUCAGACGACCAGAAGGUUCUACUCGAACCCGAUUGGCUCAAGUAGACUGGAUGGGGAAUGCGAUGGUCAUAACCGGUUCCGGACUGGCGAUUAUCGGGCUCGCCUGGGGAGGCAUUCGCUACCCCUGGGAUUCUGUCCAGACGCUGGCGCCGCUCGUCAUCGGUCUCAGCAUGCUGGUUGCUUUUGCUGUUUAUGAAGCCAAGGUUCCCACACAUCCGACGAUUCCUCUUGAUGUGAUUGGGAAUCGCACAUCGCUCUCUGGUCUUCUCGCAACUGCAGUACACGCCAUCACAAGUAUCUCUGUCAUCUACUACAUGCCAGUCUACUUCCAAGCUUGCUUUGGCGCGUCGCCAAUCCGCUCGGCUGUCGAUGUCCUUCCUGGCGCGCUGGUCACGGCCCCAAUGGCGUUGGUCGCUGGUGCCGCCAUAACAGUACUCAAAAAGUACCGACUGACCAACUAUCUCUCAUGGGCAAUCUUGAUUGCCAGCCUUGGUAUCAUCACCAUGCUUCGCGCGGACACCUCGACGGCCAAAUGGGUGGGCUAUCAAAUCCUGCUUGGUGCCGGGAUUGGCAUGCUGUUCGCUGCGCCAAUAUUCCCGAUCCUUGCCCCGCUUCCCAACAAUCGCUCUGCUUCCGCGUUGGCGCUUUUCACAUUCACCCGUGCUUUCUUCCAAGCGUGGGGCAUCACGAUUUCGAGCACAGUCUUGCAGAAUGAACUCAGACGAAAACUCCCCGCCGAGUUCGUCGCACGCUUCCCGCCCGGCUUCGAGAUCGCCUAUAUAGCCAUACCCGUGAUCCGCCAGCUCCCGGAACCGCUGAAGCAGGAAGUCCGGACCGCAUUCGCGCUGAGCAUGUCGACGAUCUGGCAAGUUAUGACGGGGAUUGCUGGGCUGGGGCUCCUCUCGUGCCUGUUGAUGCAGGAGAUCCCGAUGGACACAACCGUGGACGAGACCUAUGCGCUGAAGGACGACGAUGCGAAGAAGAGCGAGGAUGUUGAAAAGAGGCAAUAA